AGUAUUUCAUCUGCAUCCACCCUGACCUCAUCGCCAACACCUUCACUGGUCAGGUUCACAUCCUGGUCACGGUGUUGAACGACACCAGACUUAUUGUGCUGAACAGCAAGGGUCUGGCCAUCAAGGAAGUUGUUCUCAGAGCCCUCACCCAGCCCGCUGCCACUUACAGACGGGCGCAGCCAAUGGAGAUACAGAAACAGAUUCUUCUCCGUGAAGCUAAUGGAAGACAGGAGAGGUCAGUGAAAAACCAGGUGUCCCUGCGUGUGUUGGAGUCAGAAGCCAAUGAGCAGCUGGCUUUGAUCUCAGACGUACCUCUCAACGCAGGACAUAAGUUCCAGCUCUCCAUCUCCUAUUCCGGGAACUUCUCCAGGAGUUACUCAGGUCUCUACAAAGCCACUUACAUGACACCAGAUGGAGACCUCAGAACUAUCGUGGCGACCAACUUUGAGCCUAGUUAUGCCCGAGAGGCUUUCCCUUGUUUUGAUGAGCCUGGAAUGAAAGCCCAGUUUUCUCUGGUGGUGGUAAGGGAGGCUGGACAAAUAUCCCUCUCUAACAUGCCAAAGUUAUACACCAAAGCACUGCAAGAUGGUCUGGAGGAGGACCACUACCAGGCUAGUGUGAGGAUGAGCAGCUACCUGGUGGCUUUUGUCGUCUGUGACUUUGCCCAGAACACAGCACAGACCAAGAAAGGGGUCAAGGUUUCGGUCUUUGCGGCAGACCAUCAGAUAAACCAAACUCACCAUGCUCUCAAAGUAGCUGUGGAUAUCCUAGAGUUUUAUGAGGAGUACUUCAAGAUCUCGUACCCCUUACCAAAAAUAGAUCUGGUGGCAAUCCCUGAUUUUGAGGCAGGAGCCAUGGAGAACUGGGGUCUGGUGACGUUCCGGGAGACGUCCCUGCUGUACCAGGAACACCGGGACAGCCUGAGGGGACGGUCCUGGGUCAGUCUCGUCACCGCUCACGAGCUGGCCCACCAGUGGUUUGGGAAUCUGGUGACCAUGCAGUGGUGGGAUGAUGUGUGGUUGAAUGAAGGCUUUGCCAGCUACUUGGAGUAUGUGGCCAUAAAACACCUAGAACCUCACUGGGGUAUGGAGGACGAGUAUCUCUUGAUGAACAUGUACAAAGCCCUGGAGAGGGACUCUCUCCUGACCACUCACUCUGUGUCGCUACCCGUCAGCGGUUCCACUCAGAUCCGAGAGAUGUUUGACGCAGUCUCCUACUCCAAGGAUGAAGCUGCCAGCAGAAUAAUGCCCCUAUUUCCUACCCAGACAGCCCAGCAGAAUCACAUGUUCACAGAUGUGAAAGCCCUGAUGGACACAUGGAUAACCCAGAGGGGAUAUCCUGUUGUGUCAGUGAGCAUUCAGGGGACGCACAUUCACUUGCGACAGGAUCUUUUCACCAUCUUGCCUCAGAAUGACACAGACUCCUUGUGGCAGAUCCCAUUUACUUUCUACACCAGUAGCUCAUCCACUGUCACCAUUCAUUUGAUGACAAGCAAAGAAGAGAUCAUUGAUCUUCCAGAGGAGGUGACAUGGAUCAAAGCCAAUGUGAACUCCAGUGGCUUCUACAGGGUCUUCUAUGACAGACACACGCUGCGAGGCCUGGUCACACAGCUGGAGGGGGGACAGGCUGGUCUCAGCUCUGCUGACAGGGCCGGACUGAUCGAUGACACCUUUCAUCUGGCCAGACAAGGAUCCUUGCACUACUGUGAAGCACUCAAAUACACUCUGUUCAUGAAGACAGAAAAGGAAUUAUUGCCCAUAACUGUCUUUAUCAAUCACAUGUCCAACAUGAUAAGCAAAUUCUCCUUCAACAAACAACCUUGCAUUACUCAUCUUCUCAAGGAGCACUUGUGGAGCAUGCUGGGAAGGCUGGCGGAUGCCCAGCGUUGGGAGGAUGCCGGGUCUUUGCCUUUCCAGAGCAGGAGAGUCAAGCUUCUGGAACUGGCAGCCCGAUUGGGACGCUCCCCAGAAACAGAGCAAAAUGCCCUGCGCCUCUUCCACUUCUGGAUGGCCAAAAAUGGAGACCACCCACUGCCUGCUACAUUGCGGGGGCUGAUAUUCCAGGUGGGUGUCAGGAAAGGAGGUCAUAUCGAGUGGAAGUUCCUUCUGAAAAAGUUGCUGAAUGCGUCUCUCCAGCACCAUGUGAUCAAGACUCAGGACUUCUCCCUCAUUGUGGAGCAGCUGGCGUUCCGACCCACAACCAAUGAGAUGGUGUGGAAAUUCCUGCAGAAACACUGGGAACAGAUCUUGUUGAAGUAUCCCUUGGGGUCACCUUAUUUGUCUGGUAUUGUAAAAUCUACUACAUCCCAUUUUAAUUCUACUGAGAAAUAUGAUGAGGUUUACGACUUCUUUGUGACAAAGAAAAGACUGUGUCAUAUGUCCUUUGUCAAGCAAUCUUUGGAAACAAUCAAAGUGAACAUGCAUUGGCUUAAAACUAACACAGCGACCAUUCAAUCUUGGCUACAGAAGACAUACCCCAACAGCUUCAAAUCAUAUUUAUUCUGCAAGAAGGAGGUUGCCUAUCGCUUUAAAUGGGGAACUACCAUCCAUAUUCGUAUUUAGGACAGGUCAUCAUUGUCCAUUAAUGCAAUUUCAAAAAUGUAUUGCAUAUAAGGAACCAGUUUCCCAGACAUGGAUUAAGCCUAGUCCUAAAGUAAAAGAAAAAUUAAAUGAAGAUCUCCAUUGAAGUUUUUAAUCUAGGACUAGGCUUAAUCCAUGUAUGGGAAACUGGGCCUAUAUGUCAAAACACGUAACAAUAUUCUCGUUUGGGUUAAGGGUAACAAUGGUUUAAGAACAUAGAUUAUUGUUUGGUUGUCAACUGAUGUAUUUUACCAUAGGACGUUUCAUUCCCUAGCAAAUUUGUAAUUACUCUCUCUGAUCCCUUUAUAUCCUGAAACCAUUUGAUGUAGACUCAGAGAUAAAAUGGAAUACAAAUGAGUGAUGAAAUUAGUACUGAGAUCCUGUGGGAUGCAGUGGAGGUCACUAAUUGUCACACUCAGAAUGAUUGAUGUUCCUUACCUGUGCAAGGGUGCAGAGUCUAUGAGAUAUUUCAAAUAGGCAAAAGGCUUUUCAUCACAAUCUUAUUUUUCUCUCUUCUGUUCAACAUGUGUAUUCAGACGUCUUAUUCACACUCUAAAUUUGACUUUGAUUCAUGAUGUGUGAUGUGAAUAAAUCUGGUAGAAUUGAACACAAGGAUGUUAUUUUCAGAGUUCAAGGUUAAUAGCACCAAGAUAAAAAAUGUAAUCCAUGUGCAAAUGCAAUGACUGUGUAGUUCCUAUUAGGAUGUGUACAACAAAACGAGUUAAUUAUUGUGUGUUUUAAAAUGGAUUACUUAUAAUAGCAUCGUUAGACA
Molecule: messenger RNA, 3351 nt
Organism: Osmerus eperlanus (European smelt)
Lineage: Eukaryota; Metazoa; Chordata; Actinopteri; Osmeriformes; Osmeridae
Product: endoplasmic reticulum aminopeptidase 1-like
Exons: 16
Coding region: 183-2561 (792 amino acids)
Biological process (GO): proteolysis; peptide catabolic process
Cellular component (GO): cytoplasm
Molecular function (GO): metalloaminopeptidase activity; zinc ion binding; peptide binding
Source: RefSeq, a predicted model, not a curated record